AUUGAAUAAUUACCUCAGUACCCAUAUUAUAUUCCGUACACUGUACAGUAUCUACCUAAAUAAUAUAAUAUUUAUUUAAAUUUUGAGUACAAUAUUAUAAUAUGGGUAAGUACCAAUCAUUUUUUCCGCGUUCCAUGAUAUACAGACACUAUAAUAUAUUAUAAUUCCAUGACUGCUGCGUGAAUCCGAAAAAGUGCCCCGCGUAUACUUACGACCGUUCGAACAGAUGGAUAAAGCAUAUACGUAUACAUAGUGUGACAGUAUAUACUUAUGUAUAUAUGUAUGUAUGUAUGUAUGUGGACAUGCUGGCGCGUGUUUUUAAAAACAAGGUCAUGGGAAAUGGGAAUAAUCGAUUCUAUUGCACGCGCUUUUACGUGCACGCACCCCUAUCCCUUCCUCACCACCACUGAGUUCAACGAUUCGGCGGUGGUGGCUUUUAUUGCACGUUUUUAUUUUUUGCUCCGUGUCCCGCGUGUUGUGGCGCCGUCGUUGGCAGCAAAAGCCGUUUUAGAGUUCAGUUUCGCGACCACGUCUGGUCAUUAAACAAUUCGUUUCCGCGCGGACACGUCGCAGCCCGACACUGAGUUAUUAUUUUAUAUAAUAUAGACAGGUACGUAUCUUAAUAUUUAUUAUAAUGGAAAUUUAAACGCUCACCACGAUCACGGCCAGCGCCUCGAAGUUCUGUGACCGCCGCAGCCUUUCGACUUCGAAUUUGCAGUGGUGUUGACGAUCCUCGCACAACGUGAAUUUCAAAAUGUCAUCGUAAUCAGUUAUCUGCAAUUAUCACUAUUAGAAAAAUUACCAAUCGUCUUAUUGUAUCUAAUUAUAUAGAAUCAAAUACAGCUCGUGUGUUAUACAUAUUUAAACCUAUAACUUGAGUUACAAUAUUAGUGCGUAGUAAAGUAAAAUAUUUAAGUUACAAAACACGGAAUGAAUUCGAUGAAUGUUCAGAACUACGUACCUACUUGUGUAAUUAAAUUAUACGUAUACGGUGUACCUGUGUACCUUACCUAUACAUUAUUGCACAUAUAUCCUACAGACGAACUCGGACGCUGGUAAUUGAUAUGUCCUCAGACAAUGAACCUACUUGGAGAAUAUGCAGAAAAGCAGUUUGGAUGUUGAUACAAAAUGUUAAUAACUUAGCCGAUGCUGAAGCUUUACUCAACCGACAAGAGAAUGACCUUCAUAUUGCAAGCGGCAAAUGUUUCAUUUUAUUAUUGACAGCCAUUCAAACGCCGGAAAAGUCACGAUUGGAAUGCGCGCUGGCUGAGUUCAAGCGACUUGAGGCGCGAUGCGGCGCAAUGUUGGACGACGGCGGGUGGUUGGGGGCGUUCAGACGCAAACUGCAAUUCUCGUCCAGCGCCGCCGCGGGCGUGGACUACUACGAUGGACAGAUCGCGCUGGCCGACGUCACCCUGUGCAUAGUCGGACUGAUGGUCGUCAAGGUCAUAAACGGGUACAAUGUGGGUCACAUGGCUACCGCCAAAACAAUAUACACGUUGCGGCGUGCCUGGAAAAUGUACCAGCAAUGUUAUGCCUCCGUGUUGGACAUCUACCGCACCGUUUACGACCUGGACCCUGACGACAAUACUCCGAGGUGGCCGCCAGUUUUGAAACGCAGACAAUCCACGUCUGCCACCUCGUUGGCAUCGACGUCAAACGUAGAAAGUCGUAUGCAUCGCUCGGCUACCACGUCGUUUGUAACGCUACGUCAAGAUUGUGUGUCAAACGGGAUGACUAAGGACGUGGUUAGAUUGAUGGCAGCGGUCAGUGUGGGAUAUGGAGCUUUUAAUUUAAUUUUAUCAUUAAUGUCACCAAUGGUUAUCCCUCUAAUCGGAAUGUUGGGUUUUCGCGGAAACCGCCAAACCGGCUUAGAAGCUUUAGCAUUUGCCAAAAACGGCCCUGAUGUACACGCACCAUUGGCAUGGUUGAUCCUGUCAUGGUAUCACAUGAUGGGAAACACAGAUUACUUAUUCGACGGUCCCCAGUCUCGAGAAAAUGAAACUUACAUCAAGGAAUCAGAACAAUUAGUAUGUAAUCCACCUGAAGAAUUCCAAAACUCGACAUCUCUGCAAUACUUUACUGGGCGAUCGCUUUAUCUCAAGGGUGAUUUAGAACGAUCGAUACGAGCGUACGAGAUUGGAUCAACAGUUGUAGUUGAUAAUUCUUUUGUAAGUAUGAAAACAAUGUGUUUACACGAGUUAGGGUUCAUGUAUGCAAUUCGAUUGGAUUGGAUGGCUGCGUAUAAAAAGUUCGCAAGUGUAGCAGAAGUGUGGAUGAGACAGUAUCAUUACUUUAUGGCUACAGUGUGCGCAGGCGCGGCGGGCGAUUCAACCACGGCCGAGCUGAUGAGACAGCGUGCCGACGAAGCGGUCAGUGGCUGUAGGUUGAACGCUUGUCCGGGUACGAUGUGCAGCUUUAUGGAGAGCAAAGAGAGGAAGGUGGCCGAAGCACUGCGGUGGACGGCGGCGGCCUCGAGUGGAGACGACGCCGACUGCAACCGCCGCGACGGCCAGCGACACUGCCGUCUGAUCGCUUACGAGGUGCUGUACGUCAAGUACGGCGUGGCCAAGUGGCCGGUGGACUCUCUGCACGCCGUCCUAUCGGAUUGCCAAGAAGCUGAAGACGACGACAACACGAUGUGGUACACAAAACAAUUACUCACAAUCGUCUGUCGCAGAGUUUUGGGUUUCGUCGAUGACCACUGCCAUUCCCUGAUCGAAAUUGUCGAAAAUAUGGAUCGGAACCAGCGGCGUGAUCACUUGUACGUGUACGGAGUUUAUGAACUUACCGCCGAGCAGAUCAGACACAUCGAAACUAUAGACGAGGGCAAACGAACAGUCCAAAAACUAAAGGAUAUAAAACGAGGUUACCAUUUUCAGUACUUCUACGAUAUGAGAUGUGUCUCAUUGCAAGCGUACGUACAAAAAUUAAAUGCCAGAUGACGAUUUUUUAAGUCCAAACAACUGCUACAUGAUGGAGUGCGAGUAAAAAACGUUUUUACAAACUUAUUGUUGUUAAUGAGUUUUUUUAUUACAUUACUCAAGCACAUGUAUGAUGUAUAUUAUUUUUGUUUUCAUCGGAAUCGUACAGUAGAAUACAAUAUUAGUUACAUAUUUUUUUAUACUAAACAGGCAAAAUAGGUCUAGAAACUAAGCCGUCCACAAAAUAUAGUUAUAGAAAAUGGGUGUCUUAUAUCGAGUAAGUAUAACAUUAUAACAAUAAGUGAUAAAUUACAGUAGAUACCUAUUUACAUGUACAUAAUUUUACAUAUUUAAGUAAAUAACAAAUAUCAAUAUUAUUUAUAAUAGUUAUAGAUUUAUGGAUGGGUAAAUUGUAUAAUUAAG
This is a messenger RNA of Acyrthosiphon pisum (pea aphid), 3347 nucleotides long. RefSeq names its product tetratricopeptide repeat protein 39C-like. Gene Ontology annotation, biological process: cilium assembly. NCBI's taxonomy places the organism in Eukaryota, Metazoa, Arthropoda, Insecta, Hemiptera, Aphididae. The transcript is spliced from 12 exons. The record is from RefSeq and is a predicted model, not a curated record. Bases 1065 to 2945 code for a protein of 626 amino acids.